Frankliniella occidentalis (western flower thrips) is the source of this 1706-nucleotide messenger RNA. RefSeq names its product zinc finger BED domain-containing protein 4-like. The coding region runs from base 1 to 1650 and encodes 549 amino acids. The transcript has 2 exons. Lineage: Eukaryota; Metazoa; Arthropoda; Insecta; Thysanoptera; Thripidae. Gene Ontology annotation, molecular function: protein dimerization activity. The record is from RefSeq and is a predicted model, not a curated record.
AUGUGCUCAAGACCUACUAUCAGUCCUAGCGUGACACCAACGAAAAUUGCUGGCCUUGCUGGCCGCGUCAGACGACUGUUGGCUGAAGAAAAGGAAGGCCGUAUGCUGUCCUUACAAGUGGACGGCUGCUCGAAGAAACACCGACACUUUAGUGGUGUGAAUGCUCAAUAUGUCAAGGAUGGAAAGACUGUUGUAAGGACUUUGGCAAUUCAGGAACUUCAUCUACAGUCGACGGCGGAGCACCUGAAGGACACAAUCCUCCGCAUCCUUCGCAAGUUUGACAUCUCUGUAAAAAAUGUUAUCUCCGUCACUUCAGACAAUGGAGGGAACUAUCUUUUAGCGGGCAAGCUACUCCAUCUAGAAGACACUGAGGUGAUAGAAGACCUGAGAGACAUCGAACCGGAGGGGGACGACCGGCUUGAUGUGGAACUGUCAACUGAUGAUGAGCCCAUCCAGAGCGUCAGAUGCGCGGCCCACACGCUCCAGCUCGCCGUGGACGAGGCCAUGAAGAGGAUCACCGAUGUCAAGCCGACCUUAGACGCCGCACGACAAUUGUCCCGCUUCCUGCGUACCCCUUCCAAUGUGCGGCAACUAGAGGCUGCUGGGAAGUCCCUUCCACUUCUUGAUGUUGCGACUCGCUGGGGGUCGACCUACGACAUGUUGAAAAGCGUGUUUACUCUUCGACACUUCUUUGACGCAGUGAUGGACAUGACCAGCAAGGAAAGAGAUGAACAUGCUCUCACUGACGAGCAGUGGGAUGUUGUCGAACAACUCCUCGCUGACCUCCUUCCCGUAUACACGGCAACUGUAAAGUUGCAGGCCAGGGACCUAACCCUUGGGCAGCUGCUUGCCAUUUGGACGGAGGCGACGAUGGCUCUCAAAUCCCGGCGCACAGAUUUAUCCGAAGCAAUCAUACUGGCGAUGGAUGAAAAGGCCAAGUCCGUCAUGUACAAGGGCCGCGGAAGAGGCGAGAGACUCUCGUCUCUCUUUGAAUACCCUGCAUUCUGUGCCUCAGUCUUUGCCAACCCGAGGUUUUUCUCCCUGCUGACAAAACAGCAGGUUACUACAGGGAAGGAAUACCUUCUGAAAUUGUGGCAGAGGCUGCAAGCUAGACGAGGAAUUCAAGAAGAGCAGCCGGAAGAAGAUGGAGCCAAUGACGUUUCAUCAGAAGAAGAUUUUGCCGAUGAAGACCCCUUCGCUGCUUUUCUGGCCAAGAAAAACCAGGAGAAGGUUGCAGCUACUAGGCAGCCAACGAGAAGUAGGCCUUCACGGGGCCGACAACCCGCCUCUGCUCCUUUACAGGGCCGGGAGAAAGUACGAGCAAUGCUCGAUGAGUACUUUGCUACAACCAAACCUAUUCCUACAAAAUCAGAUGUCCUCCAGUUUUGGGAAGACAAGAAGCUAGUGUGGCCUGAACUUUACGAAAUGGCAAUGAUUGUCCUUGCCAUUCCAGCGACCCAAGUAUCAGUUGAACGUCUGUUUUCGGCUCUGAGGUUUAUCUUGCGACCACAAAGAUUUAAACUUGCGGGCGACCGUGUAGAUGACAUUGUUUUUCUACAUGCUAACGCUGACUUGGUCCGGGAAGCUGUUAAAAAAAUUGUAGAAAGUGUCAACGACGAAGAGACUGAAAGUGAGGCAGAUGUAGUGUAGUUUUUCACCCCCCUUCCUUGCUUUUGGAAUAAAAGAUUCUUUUUUUUUUAAGUGUU